AUGGUGUGUGAGGUGGCCGUAGAGCUUUGUGGAGGCCGGUUCAGCAACGAAGGUGGUUGUUCGUUGGUGGUAGUUCCGGUUGAGCUUGUUAGAAUAAUAACUGGAAAAAAAUGUGGUAAUGUGAUUCAAAAGCAUGGCCAAAGUCCUCUUUCCACUUCCACUCAACCAAAAAAGAAGAAAAUAACAAAAGUUGUGACUCAUGUGCAAGCGCGGGUUACAUUACAACCAUCAGAAGAUCUGGCUGAGGUCAAAGCUCUGGAGGAGAAAGAGUGUGAUCAACCUGAGGCAAACAAGGGAGAAAAAACCAAUUCCACUGUUACAAAUUUGUCUUCCAAUACUUCUCUUAGUCAAGAAGAGAUUUUGGCCAUAAAAAAUAAAAAUCAUAUAGAAGCCUUGAGGAGACUUCAGAAACAUUGCAAAUUAGAAACUAGAUUCAAAUCUUCUAGUUCCUCCAAUGCCCCUGUGAGUGAUGAGUCAUAUGGCUCUGUGAAUCUCAUGAUUCAACAACUCAGAGUGAUUGUCUUUGAUGUCAACCUUUUCAAGGCUAUCGAGGAAGAUGCCAAUUUCAAAACUGACAUUCAUAAACUAUUGAAGGAGAUCAACAAGCAAAGGAUCCUUGACUCUACGAUUCAAUUUUUGUUCGAAUUUAAGGAUCUCUUCAACCACAUAUAUCGGUACAUACAACUUAGGAAGACUUGUGACUCCCAACUCCAACAUAAAAUGGAAGAGUUGGCUAAAUAG
Vicia faba (fava bean) is the source of this 741-nucleotide messenger RNA. NCBI's taxonomy places the organism in Eukaryota, Viridiplantae, Streptophyta, Magnoliopsida, Fabales, Fabaceae. The record is from the annotation of a GenBank genome assembly.